Messenger RNA from Caretta caretta (loggerhead turtle), 5843 nucleotides. RefSeq names its product adhesion G protein-coupled receptor A3 (gene ADGRA3). Gene Ontology annotation, cellular component: plasma membrane; external side of plasma membrane. The record is from RefSeq and is a predicted model, not a curated record. Gene Ontology annotation, molecular function: protein binding; G protein-coupled receptor activity. Gene Ontology annotation, biological process: G protein-coupled receptor signaling pathway; cell surface receptor signaling pathway. Lineage: Eukaryota; Metazoa; Chordata; Testudines; Cheloniidae.
UCAUUCCCGGCUCGGGCCCUGGAGCAGGCGCGGUGGGAGCUACUCGACGCCCCGUAAAGCGAGGGGAGAAGCGGCGGCCGCGGCUCCAGCCCGCCGCCUUCCAGCACCACAUGGCGGCGGCGCUAGCAACACAAACGCCGCCGCCGGCCCCGCCCCCGGGGCGCUCACGGCUGCUCUAGGCCACGGGGAACAGCGACUCCCGGCCCGGAGACUCCUCCUCCUCCCGCGGCGCCUUCGGAGUCCCCCCGAACGGGCGCUGCGCUCCCCGCCAUGCCGCGCCCGGGCCGCUGCCCCUCGUCCUGGCUGCUGCCCGCGCUGCUCUUGCUCGGCGGCGGCGCCUCGCUGCCCCCGGGAUGCAAACAGGACGGCCGCCCCAGGAGCCCCGGCAGGUCCCCGGCCGAGGGGAAGGUGGUCUGCAGCAGCCUGGAGCUCGCCCGAGUCCUGCCGCCCGACGCGCUGCCCAACAGGACGGUCACCCUGAUUCUGAGCAACAAUAAAAUAUCAGAGUUGAAGAAUGGUUCCUUUUCUGGAUUAAGUUUUCUUGAAAGAUUGGACCUAAAGAACAAUCUUAUUAAUAUUAUAGAUCCAGGUGCUUUUAUGGGGCUUCCAUCUCUAAAAAGACUAGAUUUAAGUAACAACAAAAUAGGCUGCCUGAAUGCAGAUAUAUUUAGAGGACUCAUAAAUCUUGUUAGAUUAAAUCUUUCAGGGAAUUUGUUUUCUGCACUAACACAAGGAACCCUUGAUCAUCUUAACUCACUAAAGUCUUUAGAAUUUCAGACUGAUUAUCUUCUAUGUGACUGUAACAUUUUGUGGCUGCAUCAGUGGUUAAAGGAAAGAAAUAUAACAGUACGUGAAACUAAAUGUGCUUACCCCAAGUCAUUGCAAGCACAACUAGUAACAUCAGUUAAGCAGGAGCUUCUAACAUGUGAACCUCCUCUUGAAUUACCAUCUUUCUACAUGACUCCAUCUCAUCGUCAGGUUGUCUUUGAAGGAGACAGUCUGCCCUUCCAAUGCAUGGCUUCAUAUAUUGAUCAAGACAUGCAAGUGUUGUGGUAUCAGGAUGGGAAGAUUGUUGAAACUGAUGAAUCUCAGGGUAUUUUUGUUGAAAAGAACAUAAUUCAUAAUUGCUCGUUGAUUGCAAGCAUCUUGACUAUCUCAAAUAUUCAAGCUGGAUCCACCGGCAACUGGGGUUGUCAUGUGCAAACCAGACGUGGGAAUAAUACAAGAACUGUAGACAUUGUGGUGUUAGAGAGCUCUGCACAGUAUUGCCUUCCAGAGAGGGUUGUCAACAAUAAAGGAGAUUUCAGGUGGCCUAGAACAUUGGCAGGCAUUACUGCAUACCUACUGUGUACUCGUUACUCUGCUGGCAGUGGGAUAUAUCCUGGCAACUCUCAGGAUGAGAGAAGAGCUUGGCGCAGAUGUGACAGAGGAGGAUUCUGGGCAGAAGAGGACUAUUCUCGGUGCCAAUAUGCAAAUGAUGUUACUCGAGUCCUGUAUAUGUUUAAUCAGAUGCCACUCAACCUUACUAAUGCAGUUGCAACAGCAAGACAGCUUUUGGCUUACACUGUUGAAGCAGCAAAUUUUUCUGAUAAGAUGGAUGUUAUUUUUGUGGCUGAAAUGAUAGAAAAAUUUGGAAGAUUUGCUGAAAAGUACAAAGAGCUUGGUGAUGUGAUGGUGGACAUUGCAAGUAACAUUAUGCUAGCUGAUGAACGUGUUUUGUGGAUGUCACAGAGAGAGGCCAAAGCUUGCACUAGAAUUGUACAAUGUUUACAGAGAAUUGCUAUGUAUCGACUAGCAAAUGGAGCUCAAGUUUACUCAACAUACUCUCCAAAUAUUGCUCUGGAGGCUUACGUAAUAAAGGCAACUGGCUUCACUGGGAUGACAUGCACUGUAUUUCAGAAAGUGGCUGCAUCAGACCGUACAGGACUUUCUGACUAUGGGAGAAGAGAUCCAGAUGGAAACCUAGAUAAGCAAUUAAGCUUUAAGUGCAAUGUUUCAAAUACACUGUCAAGUUUGGCACUAAAGAACACUAUUGUAGAGGCUUCUAUUCAGCUGCCACCCUCCCUUUUUACACAAAAGCAGAAAAGAGAAAUUAGGCCAACAAAUGAGUCCAUCUACAAGCUUCAACUUAUUGCAUUUCGCAACGGAAAACUUUUCCCAGCAACAGGAAAUUCAACAAAUCUGGCAGAUGAUGGGAAACGACGUACAGUAGUAACACCAGUUAUUCUCACCAAGAUAGAUGGUUUAAGCUUAGCUAAUCACCACAUUGCUAUUAACGUGACACUGCGACGUAUUGCUCAUGGAGCAGAUGCUGUUGCGGCACAAUGGGACUUCGAUCUGCUCAAUGGACAGGGAGGAUGGAAGUCUGAUGGAUGUCACAUUAUCUCUUCAGAUGAAAACAUUACCACCAUUCAGUGCUACUCCCUCAGUAACUAUGCAGUCUUGAUGGAUUUGGCAGGAGGUGAAUUGUAUACCCAACCAUCUGCUCUCUUGCAUCCAGUUAUUUAUGCUACUUCUAUAGUUCUGCUAAUGUGCCUCUUGAUGAUCAUAGUCAGCUAUAUAUACCACCAUAGUGUGAUCAGGAUCAGCGUUAAAAGCUGGCAUAUGUUAGUUAACGUGAGCUUCCAUAUUUUCCUGACAUGUGUGAUGUUUAUUGGAGGUAUAACUCAGACCAAAAGCACCAGCAUCUGCCAAGCCGUUGGGAUAAUUCUGCAUUAUUCUACUCUUGCCACACUACUGUGGCUGGGAGUGACAUCUCGUAACAUCUACAAACAAGUUACUAAAAAAGCGAAGAGGUGUCAAGAUCCUGAUGAGCCACCUCCUCCACCUAGACCAAUGCUCAGAUUCUACCUUAUUGGCGGAGGAAUCCCUAUCAUAGUUUGUGGGAUAACGGCAGCAGCUAACAUCAGGAACUACGGCAGCAGGCCUAAUGCACCAUAUUGCUGGAUGACAUGGGAACCUAGCUUAGGAGCCUUUUAUGGACCAGCUAGCUUCAUAGUUUUCAUAAACUGCAUGUAUUUUCUCAGCAUCUUUAUACAAUUGAAACGACACCCUGAACGCAAAUUUGAACUUAAAGAACCAGCUGAGGAACAGCAGCGUUUAGCAACCAGUGAACAUGGGGACCUGAAUCAUCAGGAUUCAGUGUCAGUCUCACUGGUUUCCACAUCAGCUUUGGAGAAUGAGCACAGUUUUCAAGCUCAGCUUCUGGGAGCAAGCCUCGCUUUGUUUUUGUAUGUUGCUUUGUGGAUUUUCGGGGCCUUGGCAGUUUCUCUGUAUUAUCCCAUGGACUUGAUUGUUAGUUGCUUUUUUGGGAUCACAUGUUUAAGCCUUAGUGCCUUUCUUAUGAUGCAUCAUUGUGUUAAUAGGGAAGAUGUCAGGCAUGCUUGGAUAACAGCCUGCUGUCCUGGAAGGAGCACAUACUCAGUGCAAGUUAAUGUUCAGCCCUCCAAUUCCAGUGGGACUAAUGGAGAGACUCCGAAGUGUACCAACAGCAGUGCGGAAUCUUCGUGCACUAAUAAGAGUGCAUCAAGCCUAAAAAAUUCUUCUCAAGGUUGUAAACUAACCAACAUACAGGCUGCAGCAGCUCAAUGCCAUCCUAAUUCUUUACCACUGAACACAGGUCCUCAGCUUGAUAACAGUCUGACUGAGCAUUCAGUAGACAAUGACAUCAAAAUGCAUGUGGCUCCAUUAGAGAUUCAGUUUCGAACAAAUGGACACCAAAGCCGGCAUCAUAAAAACAGAAGUAAGGGACAUCGCGCAAGUAGGCUUACAGUGUUGAGAGAGUAUGCAUACGAUGUCCCCACCAGUGUGGAAGGAAGUGUACAAAAUGGCUUAUCUAAAAAUCGACAAAGCAACAGUGAAGGACAUUCAAGGAGUCGAAGAGCCUAUUUAGCAUACAGAGAACGCCAAUAUAACCAGUCCCAACAAGAUAGCAGCGAUGCUUGCAGUACACUUCCAAAAAGCAAUAAAAAUAGUGAAAAACCCAUUGCUACAAACAACAAAAAGGAUGUUCUGAGGAAACCAAUAGUAGUUGAACUUGAAAGCCAGCAAAAAUCAUAUGGCUUAAAUUUAGCCAUUCAGAAUGGACAACUUAAAGGCAGUGGACAGGAUGGACCCUUGCUCACUGCAGAUAGCACUGGCAAUAUUAGGACUGGGUUAUGGAAACAUGAAACUACUGUGUAGCAAUAUUGUACUACUUCAUGAGAGACAUUCAUGUGAACUGUGAUUCACACAUUCCCUAAAGCUAUUAACGCUUUUAAAAACUGUUUACAAACAAUUGGUACUUCAUGCAAGGAGGAGAAAAGAGAAUCUGCCGUGCAAAGUGUUUUAUACAUUUUGGGAGUAUCUUUGGUGUUUUUUACAAAGAAACUUUUUCUCUUUUGUGAAUAUUUUUUUUUUUUUAAGCAUCAGGUCCAGUGUUGAGAUGCAGACCAGAACUUUUUAAGAAAUUCUUACAGAUAGCCCCCCAGAUGUGUCCACAGCACAUUUCAAGUGUGUAUUAAAAUGUGUAUUAAAGAGUAUUUUCCCAGCAAGCAUUAUGUAAUGUGCAAGUUUGUUUUGUCAAGAUUACUAGAUAUAGUGUGUCUUUUUGGAUUUACUACUUAAUUUCAAUGUCUGGGAAUUUUACCACAGCUUUUAGUUGCUUAAAAAAAACCAAAACAAAAAAAAACGGUUUCUAAAAGUGCCGAUAUUUCACAUGUAAUGCAGCUGGUUGCAUUAAUCCUGAAGUUUGAAUGAAACAGAGAAACGAAAUUUUUAAAAAUAAAAGAUUUGUGAUUUAAAGACAAUUCUGUUGAAAUUCUAAGCUCACUUUUGUAAGUGAUAUAUAAAUUAGUCAUGUUUUCAUGUAGUAAAAGUGAAUUAUGUAGUAAAUGUAUAAUUAUAUGUUUCCUUAAUGUUUCUAGCUGAUAUUGGCCAGCUGAUAUCUGAACAUAGCACAGUCCCUAAUUCACUGGCCUUCCAUCUCCUCAAGCUAUUAUGUUCAUUUGUAAAUUGUAGUAAUUCUAGAUGUUAUCAUUUCUAUAAUCUGAACCAGGAGUGCUCAUCACCCACGACUAGGGCUAGAUUUCAAAAGAGCUCAGCAUCUCCUGUUGAAAACACAUUCUAUUGUCAUCUUGUGAAAAAGUGAUAGCAAUAUCUCAGUAAACAGUUACCACUUAGAUGCUCCAAUUUUGAUUUUUAUACCAGUGGGAGAGCAGAAUCAGGGCCUUUGAGUUCACCUGUCCCUCAAAUGUUGACUGGUAGUCCCCUGCAGUUUAGUUGAUGUCGCUGAAAUCUCCAGUCACUAGUUUCCUUUCAGAGCAUUUUAAUUUAAUAUUAAGAAGCAGCUGUGUAAAAAAAUAGUUGCUUCUUCUUUAUUUGACAUUACUAACUUACAUGAAAGUUAGUAAACCAUGAAGUAGCCUUUAUAGUGUCAUCAAAUUGACAGGAACUAAGAACAAAGUGGGGAGAAAUGACAGCUGGAUGAAAAUGCCAUUUUUAAUUCAAUUAUACUCAUCUGGGCAGCAAUUUCAAAAAUAUUUGAAUCACCACAAUGAUGCACAGUUAAUUUUAAAAAGUUAAACUGCAUAUUUUUCAGAAUAUGGUGCAAAGUGGAAUAUGAAAGAGAGGCCAGAUAGUGUUAAUAGGUAUAUAUUUAGUUUCCUGUAUUUCCCUCUGUUUAUAUUGAUUAUAUCUCAACAAUCAUUCUAUAUUUUGUGGGGACUGGAAGACAGUAUAAUGUUUCAGUCUGUGAAGCUUAUUCUUUUGCUGCUUUGAAGAUUUUGUAGCUGUAUAUGCAAAGUGUCAUUUGUGAUUUAUUACUUGUUGGUUGUUGAUCCAGUAUCUAAAGCUUUUUGUAUUCA